CCUCCUCCCACUACACCACCACCACCAUCAUCACAACAACACAACUAUCAGCAGCAGCAGUCGCUAUCGAGGGCGGCGGCAGCGCAAGGCUAAAACAGAUUGGAAGUGGUGGAACGGUUCAUUGGAUGUAUUCAUGCCCAGUUCUGGCGCAAUUUCUCUAAGUGAUUUCUAUGGGGGGACAUUUCUCCCCCUGAUCCUUUUUUAUCUAUGGCGUCCCAUGCUUUUCCUCUUGCCGUGUUGCUUCUUUCUCUCGUCCUUUCGAGCCUUGCUGACGAUGGUCUGGGAUAUGAAAUACAACCGGGUAUUGAAAUCAUCAAACAACCUUACACAGUGAUAGCACAGUCAAAUAGCCCAUUGGUUCUAAAUUGCUCUGUGUCGUCAACAGUCCACACAAGGUCUGUCGUAUGGAAGAAGAAUGAGAAUACAAUUAUACCUCGAGGUAGAAUUUCCGUCUUACAGAAUCACACCUUGUUUUUUCGGCAAGUUUUGAACAGACGGAAAAAAGGGAAGAAACGGAAUGAUGAAGGGGUUUAUGAUUGCUACGUGAAGAAUGAUUAUGGGACCGUACUUGCCACACGGAUCAUAUUACUUAUUGCAGGUAUUCAAACAUCAUAUAUCCAAGAACCUGAAUCUCAAGUAGCAUAUGUAGGUGGCGUUGCUAGUUUCCAGUGCAACAUUAAGGCAGUGCCACAUGCUGUUUAUGUCUGGGAAAAGGAUAAAGCACAACUUCCAAAUGACCUCAGGUACACAACACUACCUUCAGGUAUACUCCAGAUUUACAAUGUUAAGAAAUCUGAUAUUGGUUUCUAUCGAUGCCGGAGUUAUCAUGGGGCUCUGCAACAACUGCCAAACCAAGUGUCCAAAUUCCAGUGGAGAGAUAGUUCACAAGCCAAACUGGAUGUACAAGAAAGUUCCGGGUCGCGACCCCCAAGGUUCCUCAGUCAAUCGUCCGGAGUAAAAGCCAUGGCAGGAAGUACUACAGUUUUGGUGUGUAUUGCUGAUGGGAGUCCUCUUCCUAAGAUCACUUGGUCCAGGGAAGAUGGGAAGAAAAUCCAGGGGAAAAACACGAAAGUCCUCCUUGGUGGGAGCCUACAGCUGAGUCACCUGGAGAGGAAGGACAGUGGCAACUAUAUUUGUACAGCAUCCGCUGGUUCAACAAUCUCAGCCGUCAUCUCAUUGGACGUACAAGUUGAACCUGAAAUUCUCAACGAACUACCCCACAGAGCUUAUCCCCAAGCUCACGUUGUCGACUUCAUCUGUCGUUACGAUGCUGUACCAUUUCCGACACUCACCUGGCUAUUCAAUGGAAACAAGAUAAAGGCGGACAGCAGAAUCUCAAUUACACCGAAGAAAGAUGGAAUAUCUCUGCUAAGAAUUAUUCAAAGUCAAGAGACCGAUUCCGGCUAUUACCAAUGUUUUGCUGAGAAUUCUGUUGGUUAUGCUACAGGGUUAGCCAGGCUAAAGAUUGAAGUCAAUGUGAAAGCACCAAAUCCUCCACGCAAUGUAACCCUCCAUACAGUCACAAUGAAUGCCUUAAACAUAAGCUGGCAGCCACCUAUAGCCAAACCAUGCUGUCCCAUCAAGACAUAUUCUGUCCAUUGUUCAAGAAAAUCAAAACCAGGAAAAGAUUACCUUGUCAAGAAGAACACCUACCUAAUAUUGAAGGACCUGGAGCCCUUUACCAACUACAGCUGUUAUGUCACUGCAUACAACCAUUUUGGUGCCAGUGGCCAUUCCAACAGUGUGUCUCAGUUCACUCCUGAUGCCACACCUUUAGUUGCUCCACAAGUAAAUAUACUUGGUAAAACACCAACCAGCAUUAAGAUCAACUGGGAUGAAAUACCAAGGGAGUACCGUCGUGGUGUGAUCACCCAAUACAGGGUUUACUACAAGGCUCACAACAGAACCAAUAUGGAAAAGUUCAAGAAACCAGCAGUCAGGGAAUAUUUAAUUACUGAUCUUAUGCCAGACACUGUCUACCACAUUCGACUGUUAGCUGGUACCAAUGCAGGCUUCCCAACAUUGUACGACUCCGACUGGCCUUGGGUUAUCACCAGGACCUUGAAUUUGAAGAGACCAGUUGAACCUCCCCACAACUUACAAGUGGUUAUACAGAAUGUUAGCUCUGUAAUUGUACAAUGGGACCACAACAGUACACUGACCAUCGAUGGUUUUGUACUGCAGGUCUAUAUAGUCGAUGCUCCGGGGAAGAAAUUUGUGUACACGCUUCCAAACUAUGUCACCAGCUUACCUUUGAAUGAUCUUGAGAACAACACCUAUUACCAAGUGUCUGUCAGUGCAUCAAGCAAAGAAGCAGCCUCAAUCCAGAUGACUCGAGUCUUCCAGACCAGCACCCAGGCCAAUGUUCCCCAAGCUCCCCAAGUGGUCACUGCCAGGCCUAUCUCACCGUUUGCUGUAAACCUUACGUGGGACCGGCCAGUCUUGACUGCAGCUGGUGCCAACAUUACCUACACGGUCAGGUGGAGUCCGAUAUCUUCCACCAAUGGCGGCAAUGAAAAUACUUUUAAAACGAAUUUGACAACUGUUGUCAUUAAGGGACUACAACCAUAUACGGAAUACCAGUUCUCGAUCCGUUCUCACUCAGGAAAUGAAAAAGGACCAUUUAGUAAACUAGCCAUAGCCAAGACCAACGAAGGAGCUGUCUGUCUGAAUAGCUUCCGUGGCCCGACAAUCCAAAAUGAGAUGCUAUGUCAUCUGUGUGGCAGGUUUUUCAAAGACUAUUUGGCUCGGAAUAAAGAUGAUGAUGAUGAUGGUAAUGAUGAUGAUGAUGAUGAUGAUGAUGUUGUUGUUGAUGGAAGCCAAUGUGGUCACUACUGCAUGUUGUUGAAGAAAUACUGUCGAAAAAUCAGGAAGCUUAUCCCAAAUUUCCCCAAAAAGUGUAUUGACACUAGGGCUUGAUAAACAUGUAAAGAGGGCA
Molecule: messenger RNA, 2938 nt
Organism: Octopus bimaculoides (California two-spot octopus)
Lineage: Eukaryota; Metazoa; Mollusca; Cephalopoda; Octopoda; Octopodidae
Product: protogenin B-like
Molecular function (GO): protein binding
Source: RefSeq, a predicted model, not a curated record